Messenger RNA from Paramecium tetraurelia, 597 nucleotides. RefSeq lists its product as uncharacterized. Gene Ontology annotation, molecular function: phosphatidylinositol binding. NCBI's taxonomy places the organism in Eukaryota, Ciliophora, Oligohymenophorea, Peniculida, Parameciidae. The record is from RefSeq and is a predicted model, not a curated record. The transcript is spliced from 3 exons.
UUUAGAUCUGUCUAACCUUUCCCAUUUUCACAUAUUUAAUAACCAUCAAAAAUGGCUAACUAAACUGAAUAACAACUCAACAUAUCAAAUUAAGACAACCUGAAUGGUCUUGAUAAUCAAUUACCCAUCUUGUCCUUCCUGAAGAGACCAAAAAAUAAGAAUCCUAAAAAAUCACUGAAUAGUAAACAAUAUGAAUAAUAAAACUGUGACUAUUAAAUCGAAGUGAUUAACCACAAAAUUGUAGAAAAAUAAUUUACAAUCUAUUAAAUUAAAGUGACUUAUGGAUCACUUUAUUGGAUAUUUUAAACCAGAUAUAGUCUUCUAGAAGGACUCCACUCAAAGUUGAACAAAGACGUGUCCCAACGACUUACCAAAUUUCCUGAAAAACGACUCUUUGGUAACAUGGAUCAGCACUUUGUUCAAAAAAGAAAAAUUGAAAUCAAUUAAUACCUCAAAAGCUUAAUCCAAUAUGGAAAGAAUGAAAAGCCCGUGAAGGACUUUAUCAAGUAAUCUUAAAAAGCCGCCAUUGAAAUCAACGAUCCCUGCGAGCUGAAGCAUUUUAAACUGGACCUAUGAAGUAACAGAAAUAUCAAUAUA